AUGAAAGAGAAGGAGACAGAGCACAGCAAGAGACAGAUAGUGCAAGAAAAUGACCCUACAGCAUCCAGCCCAGCUCCUCCACCAGUAUUCUUCAUCGUUCCACAAGAUUCUUACAUCACAAAGAAGACUGUGGACUUAGAAUGCAAGGCUGGUCCUUCACCCAACGUCUACUUCAUCUGCAACGAUGAGAGAAUAGCCGAUUCCAGGACUCAUUCUCUGGGCACCUUCGAUGAAUACUAUGACAACAUCAGGCAUAUAGGAUUGUCCAUAACCAAAGAUGAGGUGACUGAGUACUUCGGUGAUGAGGAUUUCUGGUGCCUCUGUGAGGCCGCAGCUGAGCCGCAGCCAAUCAGGACAGACAAAGCCUAUAUCAGAGAAGCAUACCUGCGGAAGCAGUUCUUCCAGGAGCCUCUUGAUCACAGGGUACCCCUCCACGACAAGUUUCAUCUUCUCUGCCGGGCACCGGAAGGCGUCCCGGAACCAACCAUCCACUGGGAGAAGGACGGAGUGGUGAUCGACGACGAGCUCGUCCACUACGUGAUCACGUACGACGGGACCCUCAUCGUCAACGAAGCCACUCUGGCAGAUACCGGCAACUAUACGUGCUUUGCAACCAAUGCUGCAACUUUCAGGAAAACUACCCCAGCUCGCGUUAUUGUAUAUGAUGAUUCUAAUAAUGGAGCAUGGUCAACGUGGACGGAGUGGAGCACCUGUACAGGAGACUGUGAGGGAGGGACCAGGAGGAGGAUGAGAUACUGUACCAAUCCUGCACCUAUCAAUGACGGUGCUAACUGUGUGGGAAGUGCUUUCGAGACGGAAGACUGUUCAAUCGAUUGCCCAGCUGCAGCUAUCGGCUGGAGCGAAUGGAGCGUGUGGUCCCGCUGCACGGAAGACUGCGAGCAGAUCCGGACAAGGACCUGCACCAGGAGUUGUUCGGGUGCAUCGCAGCAACGGAGGAACUGCUCUGGAGGACUCUGUUUAAGUGAGCCAGCACUAGUUGAAGAUCCAGGAUUAAUUUCUCCUAGCGCUGUAGACACAUCGUCUCAAAAUCCGUCUGCUGGUAGCAAGAAUGGACUGUCCAAACAAAUACCAGUCUACAUAGGAAUUUCUCUCGCCAUUGUCCUCCUUGUCCUCAUCUUCCUCUUCAUCGCUAUCUACCUAGUAACCAGGAGGAAAAGGGGGAAUUCCCCUAGUUACACCACCACUUCUACCGACGACUGUAACCUGGCUAUGCUUACAGCACAACCACCAGACAUCACCACGCAGACCAUGCACUCAUCUCUGAGAUCCACCCACGUCAGCCUCCCGAACCACGAUGAGAAGAUACCCAUGUCCGGGACACCAACCCAUCCCCACCACCCUGACCUGACAGGAGGAAAGAUCCCGCACCAGCUCACUGUCCAGUUCUCGCCGAAAAAGGGAGGUACUAUCACACAGCUCGGAUGCCUGGGGUCAUCGGAUAUCUCGCAGUACUCGCUAACGAACGGAUCGCUGCAUUCACAUCCGCACUCUCGGUCGCUGUCACCGACGAAGAGCCACACGUACGUCCCUCUUGUAGGUCCAGGACAGGACAAGCACAUCUACGCCACGUUGAAUCCUCCAGAGCCUCCGCAGGAUCCUAGAUACUGUCAGACGCGCUGCUACGGUGACAUAGAGGACAAUGAUGGCUACAUCAUGGAGGAGGCAGAUGAGAACUAUAUGCUGCAGGGACAUUCUUCAGAGGAAAGUCUUGAACCUAAGUCUAUGUGUGACUCUGAUCCUGGUAGGACAAUGAUUAGCGGUGCUCUUGGGCUUCCAGUUCAUUCUGAUUAUAGCAUAGCAACGGGGCAUGUCGGAUCAAGAGGAGGAAGAUUAGUACUACCGGAUUCAGGUGUUAGUCUGAUGAUACCGGAAGGAGCCAUAGCUCGCGGUCAAACUGUUGAAAUCUACUUAGCCGUCUCACAUGAACUCAUGGACCGACCACACAUAGAACACAAUCAGACCUUACUCAGCCCGGUCAUACUGUGUGGACCGCCCUCUGUAGUCCUUGCCAAGUCAGUUGUUCUAGUCUUACCACACUGUGCUCAGAUGAGUAAGAAUGAUUGGAGGUUCUCUGUCAUUGCCAGCAGUACACAUCCAACAGAUGAUAAAUGCUGGGAGAAACAGACAACAGUCGGAGAGGAAACCAUAAACCUUCAAGUCUUCUGUCAAGUAGAUAGCCACCGAUCUUGCAUCGUUACGGAUCAGCUAGGAUGGUACGCCCUCAGUGGCGAGUCAAAGCCAGAGAGACAAUCCGCAAAGAGGUUGAAACUAUUAGCCUUUGGUCCAGCACUCCGUUCAACGUUAGAUUAUCAUAUCAAGGUUUACAUCUCAGAAGAUACCCCAGAUGCAUUAGAGCAUAUCUUGAAUGUUGAGAGAAGACUAGGAGGGCAGCUUCUCCAAGGUAGCUGCCAAUUUGAUUACCAUGACAACGGCAAUAAUCUUAGAUUGGAGAUCCAAAACAUAGUCCCUGGUUGGCAAUGCAAGCUGGCCAAGAACUGUCAAGAGAUUCCUUUCUACCAUGUUUGGAGCGGGACCUCUAACACGUUACACUGUUCCUUUGCGUUGGCUAAGACGGAGCCGGGUAUCGGACCAAUCGGCUGCAGGAUAGAGGUGACUCAGGGCACCUAUACAACCAGUAUGCAGGUCAUGGAGAGGACCAUAGAUGGGGUUUUAGUUGAGCAAGACUUGAGACUAAAUGGUUACAGCCCAAACCACAUGGUACCGCCUCAGAACGCCUUCCACCUGUCUAAACCAGUCAGAACCGCCUUGUGCCAAUGCCUUGAUAUCCCCCAGCCCAAGGGUAAUGACUGGAAACUUCUUGCAACCAAACUAGGUGUCGAUGGAUAUCUAAAUUUCUUUGGCAUCAAACCAAGUCCAACGGAUCAAAUCCUUGACAUGUGGGAAGCCAGGGACAGUGAGGAGGGAGCCCUCAUGAGGUUAGCAGGAGCAUUCCAGGAGAUGGGUAGACACGAUGCCGUCACGAUAGUCCAGAAACAGAUGGCUGCAUGGAUGUGACGUCUACCGCCCUGUGAUAGCAAAAGCGAUCCAAACUUUUAACUGACACUCUCUAAUUGGUGCUUACAUGGCAAUAGUCGUCUUUGUGAAGAGAUGGAUGUGUGGGGUGAUGGAAUGUUUUAGCAGCUAUGAAGGUUUGGUCCCCUAAUGGAACCAGGACCGUGCAGGGACCUGGUCCCAAUUUGGACCCGGAAUUGCACUCAUGACACAGCCUAAUAGAAAGAGGAUUCAGCAGAACACACCAUGCUAGUAUAAACACCUCUGUAUGACCUACUUGAGACAGAUAAGACCUGUGAUGAACAGUGAUUUGAAAAAUCUUUUCAUAGUCUUUGGCAAUUCUGAGGUGGUCUCAUACCCUGAAGCACUGCAAGGUCUUCAGUUAGUAUGCUGGUUUAGCAUUGGUAUCCUUCUACAUGAUUCAAAUCCGAGUCUUUCCCAAGACGUUGCACGCAUAAGGAAGGAAUCAUUUGUCAGCUCGCCUGCAUAUAGUCGCUCACUGAAUGCACAAUUCAUUUCAAUACUGCCUGCUUGCUUGUAUAACUAAUUCACAAACAUAUUUUCAUGCUACAGAAGGUCACAUGUGACCGAAACAUUUUGACUGUGAGAAAAGGGUGAUGACUGAAUAAGCCUCACCCCUCAAGUAUAUUAAUUCUUUGUUUGGGAUAGGUAACUUAUUUACAAUAUGAAGUACUUUUUAUAUUAGCGAUUCAAUUCAAUUAAUCAUUUCAAUCUACCAACAGAUACCAUUUGUGUAUUUAUUACAUAACUAAAUUUGGAAGCAAUGUCAAUGUAUGGAAUAUUCUGAUUGGUUAAUAAGGAUAUUAACAGAAUAAUCAAUAAGUUCAUUUUAUGGUAAAGCAAUGUUGGAAAUCAAAUGUGUGUGCAUUCAAGGAAAUAGGUUGAAUUUAUUGCUAUCUUUAACCUUUCAAAGGUCAAGUGUUUAUGACAAGAAACGUGUCCAGAUUGUUUUUAAGGAAAGGUUUUUGACAGGUAAUUUCAUGAGAAUCCACUAUUGGAAUUUAAAAUUGUUUUGCUGCAAUCAUUGAGGAUCUUAUAUAAAUAUAUGAAAAGAAUCAGCUAUCGUAUUCUUUGAAUGUAUAUAUUCUGUGGAAAGAAUAUAACGUGUUGGCCUAUUAUGUAAUACAGGGUUUUAGCCUGGUCAUGCUUUUAUAUCAUGUUAUUCUUGUCAAUGAGAUAAUAAAGAUAAUGAAUCCAAUCCAGUUUGAAUUUGUGCAUCCACUGAAAUCAUAUGGAACAUUCACUUACCAAACUGGUAAACUUUACCGGUUUC
Lytechinus variegatus (green sea urchin) is the source of this 4327-nucleotide messenger RNA. Its product is annotated as netrin receptor UNC5C-like. Lineage: Eukaryota; Metazoa; Echinodermata; Echinoidea; Temnopleuroida; Toxopneustidae. Gene Ontology annotation, molecular function: netrin receptor activity; protein binding. The transcript has 15 exons. Bases 1 to 3036 code for a protein of 1011 amino acids. Gene Ontology annotation, cellular component: membrane. The record is from RefSeq and is a predicted model, not a curated record. Gene Ontology annotation, biological process: netrin-activated signaling pathway.